GCAUUCAUGGCUUGACUGCAAUUCUUCAUCGGAGCUAGUCAAUCAACUUCGAAAACAUGGCUGCGACGACAAAAUCCGUCACCUUCCUUCCUAUAGCUCUCGCAAUUCUCCUCUCUUUUACUGCUUGCAUCGAGUCCAGGACAUUUGAUAAUGAAAGGAAGCUGCAGGCAAACGAGACGGGUGCUGCCUGGUGCAUCGCGAAGCCGUCCACCGACAACGAGAGGCUUCAUCACAACAUCGACUACAGCUGCCGCCACAACGGGGUUUACUGUGAGUUGAUUCAACCGGGUGGAAGCUGCUUCCAUCCCGACAAUGCAGUUUCGCAUGCUUCGGUCGCGAUGAACCUCUACUAUAUAGCAGCUGGGAAGCACCCCUGGGACUGCCAUUUCAACGGCUCCGCCCUAAUCGUAACAGCCGAUCCUUCCAUUGGCAAUUGCAUCUAUCCAAUGUAAUGGCCACCGAUGGAGCGCUUGCGAGUACGAGACAGGAGCAAUAUGAACUUCAAUCUGACAAACCAGUGCCUGAGUUAAUAAUGUCUCUAUUCUCUUGAUUAUAGUUAAUAAUGUUCCUUUUUUCGUUUGGUAGUUUUAAAAGACAUGUCUGUCUUCUCAUCCAGCUAUUGUAGCGGGUACAACUUUGUUUACCAGCUUUAGUUCCAGCGAUUUCAUAAAAGAAAA
Molecule: messenger RNA, 677 nt
Organism: Rhodamnia argentea
Lineage: Eukaryota; Viridiplantae; Streptophyta; Magnoliopsida; Myrtales; Myrtaceae
Product: glucan endo-1,3-beta-glucosidase 7-like
Exons: 4
Coding region: 57-452 (131 amino acids)
Source: RefSeq, a predicted model, not a curated record